Necator americanus (New World hookworm) is the source of this 606-nucleotide messenger RNA. RefSeq lists its product as uncharacterized. The coding region runs from base 1 to 606 and encodes 201 amino acids. Lineage: Eukaryota; Metazoa; Nematoda; Chromadorea; Rhabditida; Ancylostomatidae. The record is from RefSeq and is a predicted model, not a curated record. The transcript has 5 exons.
AUGUUUGGCAAACUCAUCCUUCUCUCGAUUCCAGUUGUUCUUCUUGCGUGCUCAACUCUUCCACCUGGUCAAGAGAGACAAAUCACGAUUCGAGGAGUUGGACUUGCAACAAUCCCUCCUGAGCUUGCUUACUCAACCGUUGCGGCAGUGCAGAACGCUAACCCGACGAUAUCGAAGACUUCGGCUGAUGCUGUUAAAAAUCUCCGACAAUAUGUGAAAAAAGCGGUGACCGCAGUAAUCAGAGAAGAGGCGAAGAAAGCGGGUCUUGAGAAUCUCGUAUCGGACAUAGGAAAACAAAUCAAACCAACUCCGUACUACACGCCUAUAGAUUGUUCAAAAGUUGGAGCCCAAGUCCCUGCAGAUACCGGUGGCUUCUCUUGUGUAUUAGAAAACGGAAUCAUUACGAAAGUAGCGUACAGCGCACAGAAUACUGCUGAGGUUCCGGUAUACUUCCAGCAAUUCACAAUCGUCCUUUCCGUCUCAAACUCUGUCAUCGGUGGAUGGAGCAGAGAUAUGUGGGAUACCGUUGUACUUAAAGCGCAGAGCAAGCUGGCAAGUGGAACGUAUGGGACAAGUUUCAGAUCGGUCACUCUUACGCAGUUAUAG